AUGAAGCGGAUUAGUUUACUGCUGCUGAAUUCUCAUAGCAAAGAUGGUAAUCGCAAGAAGCAUGGCGUCUCGUUGCCUAGCUUUCCCUCGGACACUCUGCCGAAAGUCUAUCACGAGGCGGUCCGCGGCUCCAUCCCGUCGGGCCAAGUGGAUCAACGUCGUAGUGCGGCUGCUGGCUUAGGUGAGCCCUAUACUUCGCCAUCUUCGGCCGUGCUGGGGCUUGGUGGGGCGGUGUUGUACUCGGAGUGGAGCAACCCACGGGAGGUCACUAGCCACGUUGGCGAGCUGGGCGUGAUGAGCCAGCGAGCUGCCCAGUUGCGCGAAAAGGAGCAACGGCUGGGGGAUGCGGGUGCAGACGGGGAAAGGGAAGUGGUGUAUGAUGGCCACCCCAUCGCAGACGUAAACGAAGGCACGCAUAGUCAUGGAGAGCAUCAUGACCACAGUGCUCGCCACACGCGCCAUAUUCGGGAAUCGAGGACAGCUGUCUCUUCGACGGACAGUUUCCCCAGCGCACACGGUUCAACUUUCGCAUCGUCUGACGAGAUGCCCUUGGUUCAGAAACCGGAUAUAAUUACCUCGCUGGAGCAGUUUCGAGCCCUCAAGCAGCAGUCUCGUCGCAAGGUGUCGCGAAGCGGGAGCGGUGCUGCAACAGGUGGAGCCGACGUUGCCGCAGGAGUCUCUCAAGCUACAGGUGCGAGGAAGGCGGGACCUCGAUAUAGUGGAGUGCAGCUGCAAAUACUGAACUUGUAUCGGCGCAUGCUGAAGGAGGUGUUUCGCAUGCGUGACGCUGAAACGCGAUUUAACUUACAGAAGUACAUUCGCAGCGAGUUUGACCAAAACGUGAAUGUGCCGAGAAAGCACGUUGCGAAGAUCGAGUGGUGUAUCAAUACCGGGAGGCGUAAGCUGGAGGAGUUGCAGCUUAUGAAUCCUAAUACGAAAUUUUGCAUAAAACGAUAG
Phytomonas sp. EM1 is the source of this 957-nucleotide messenger RNA. Lineage: Eukaryota; Euglenozoa; Kinetoplastea; Trypanosomatida; Trypanosomatidae. The record is from the annotation of a GenBank genome assembly.